UCACACACAACUCAAUUCCGAUCUCUGCUUUCCUUUCUUCUCCUCAACCCGAAAAAAAUAUCUGCCAGCCAACCCUAAUCCAACCCAACCUCAGAAAUGGCACCCAAGGCAGAGAAGAAGCCCGCGGAGAAGAAACCCGCCGAGGAGAAGAAGACGGUGGCCGAGAAAGCCCCAGCGGAGAAGAAGCCCAAGGCCGGCAAGAAGCUCCCCAAGGAAGGAGGCGCCGCUGCCGCCGACAAGAAGAAAAAGAGGAACAAGAAGAGCGUGGAGACCUACAAGAUCUACAUCUUCAAGGUCCUGAAGCAGGUCCACCCAGACAUCGGGAUCUCCAGCAAGGCGAUGGGGAUCAUGAACUCCUUCAUCAACGACAUCUUCGAGAAGCUCGCCCAGGAAUCCUCCAGGCUCGCGAGGUACAACAAGAAGCCCACCAUCACCUCCAGGGAGAUCCAGACCGCCGUCAGAUUGGUGCUGCCCGGAGAGCUCGCCAAGCACGCCGUGUCUGAAGGGACCAAGGCCGUCACCAAGUUCACCAGCUCUUGAAUUCGUUAGGGUUUCGGUCUGUUGGGGAAGAAUUGGGGACUGAGCGGCUUGUGUAUGUUUGUAUCUGGGUAGGAUUAGGGUUCUAGAUUUAUGCUUGUCUGCUACUGUUUGCGGUAUGUGUUGCAGUUUAACUUUUGAAUUUGUAGCUUGGAUCAGCUCGAUCAAGGCUGUGUUCUCUGGAAUUAUUAACUGAAAUACACUAUCGGUUUGGUUGUGUUCAAUUUCACAGAGAUUCAACGAACUAUCUUCUCCCUUUUCAUUUUUUUCAUAAGAUUCAACCAAACAAGUAAUAACCUUUUAACUGUUAA
Linum trigynum is the source of this 848-nucleotide messenger RNA. NCBI's taxonomy places the organism in Eukaryota, Viridiplantae, Streptophyta, Magnoliopsida, Malpighiales, Linaceae. The record is from the annotation of a GenBank genome assembly.